Molecule: messenger RNA, 2602 nt
Organism: Annulohypoxylon maeteangense
Lineage: Eukaryota; Fungi; Ascomycota; Sordariomycetes; Xylariales; Hypoxylaceae
Product: Scd6-like Sm domain-containing protein
Exons: 4
Coding region: 290-1990 (566 amino acids)
Biological process (GO): P-body assembly; cytoplasmic stress granule assembly
Cellular component (GO): P-body
Molecular function (GO): mRNA binding
Source: RefSeq, a predicted model, not a curated record
GGUCCCCAGCUGAUGCACGAAAAACCUUAACUUUACCUUUUGGGACUGGUGUGAUUAACCAACCGAUCGUUGAAUUUUUUACUUCUUUACUAGAGAAAUUCAGCCUCUCGUUUUCGUUUCUUCCCUCCCAAUCCUUACACCUUACAUCGUUCAACAAUUUACCAUACUUCAUACUUCAUACUUUCUCGACAUACUUUUCAAUCCUCAACACCGCACAUCAUCACUUUCUUCAAUCUCCGCUGCAUCAACUUUCUCUUCUUGCGCGUAUCGCGCACAUUUUUCUGACAUCAUGUCUGAAUUCCUUGGUUCACGAAUCUCUUUGAUAUCCAAGAGCGAUAUUCGAUACUCGGGUAUAUUGCACGAGAUCAAUUCUGAAGAGUCCACAGUCUCCCUCGAAAAUGUCAAGUCGUUCGGCACCGAAGGACGAAAAGGUAACCCGGAUGAGGAGAUUGCGCCCUCAGAUCAGGUCUACGAAUACAUCGUCUUCCGUGGUAGUGAUGUGAAAGACUUGCGCAUCGAACAAGCCCCGGCACCUCCUAAGGAAAACCAGCCACCUAAGGUCCCCGAUGACCCUGCUAUUGUAGGCGCCCGUACCCGACCGCAAGGCCCCCAGGGUCAUCAGGUUCCUCAGGGCCCUCCUGGUGUCAUGCCACCUGGUCCUGGCGCUCCAGGCUAUGGACAAAGCCCCUACCAGCCGAACCCCUUCUACCCUCCUCCUCCUGCACAAUGGGGACGUGGUGGACAUCCCGGCCCCGUUCCAGGCCAAGGCUUUCCUGGAAUGCCCUACCCUCCCCCUCCGGGUUGGUUUCCUCCCGGCCAAGGCUUUCCAGCUGGUGGACCUGGUGCACCGGGUCCGUGGAAUAGCUUUGGAUACCCGCCUGGUCCCGGUCCUCAAGGACCCCCGGGUGUCCCUGGUCAAGGCAUGAGAGUGACACCUCAGCAGGAUGGCAACAAGCCAGUCCCUAUUGGCGCCGGUGUCGAUAAACAAAGAGUGGGUGGUCAUCCCGCGGUCGAGUUACCUACAGAGCCUAAGAGUCUUGGACAACAGCCGAUGCAACCUGUCUCGAGUGCCGCGCCGACUCCGCCGGUUGAGUCAAAGCCCACUGCGGCUGAAGUUAAGGCAACUGCAGAUUCUCUCACCACGACGAAUGCGCCCUCGACUAGCGCGCCCGAGAAGAAGUCUGUCCCAACCGGACCUAAGAGUAACCGAGUUACCCCCGUUGUGCCCAUCCCGCCGCCCACUUUCGCUUCGAAACUCGCCUCACAAGUUACCGCCACUGCCGUCACGACUAGAACCACAGGUGAGCAAGCCAACGGUCCGGUGACCGCUGCUACUCUCAAGGACGCCACUCAAGCUGCGAAGGCUGCCGUUGCAAGUGCAAUGGCCAAACUUGACAAUCCUCGUGUCGAAGCCCCGGUUCAAGCUCAACCUCAGCCUCAGAACGGCGGUAAUCUGAUGGACAACUUGACCAAGAAGGUCAACGAGAUGCGCAUCAAUGCCUCGAGAAACCCUACGAAUGGCAGAGGUCGUGGACGUGGUGGACGCGGAGGUGGAGCGAGCAAGGUCAACGUUCCCGACGCAGAUUUCGAUUUCGCUGCCGGGAAUGCCAAGUUCAACAAGCAAGACGUGAAGGGGGCCAUCGGCGGUUCUCCCGUCACCGAGACUUCUAAUGGACCCACGUCCGAGCAAUCGCCAUCUGAGGAGCCCACUGCUGUGCCGGUCGCGUACAACAAGACCAGGUCCUUUUUCGACAACAUCUCUAGUGAAGCCAAGGAUCGUGCCGAGAACGGAGGUCAAAAGCCCGGUGGGCGAGAAUGGCGUGGCGAGGAGCAGCGCAAGAACAUGGAGACAUUCGGGCAAGGAAGUGUCGAUGGUGGUUAUCGCGGCGCUUACCGCGGCCGCGGUCGUGGACGUGGCAACAGCCGUGGACGCGGAUUCGGCGGUCCUCGAGGAAGAGGCAACUCAUUCCGCCAAGCUACGACCCAAUAAGUCACCUCUUAACACGCGUUCAACAAAUGGAUUGGCAUUGUCGUCGGACAAUAGCAUGAUCUACAUAGUCGGGACAUAACCCUCUACUCGACGUCUUACCGACUUUAAUGUUCCCAUACGACGCUUAUCCCGUGUAUUAAUACGGUUAUUGCAUUAUGCAGUUUUUUUCUUUCCUUUUCUUUUCGAUGCCUAGGCAUUUAGUGGAUAAGCACCGCAGUUUUUGCCAUGCUUAAUAUCUCGACAGGCAUGGUUUUCGUUGAUAAUCCAGCAAUGGCGUAAGGACGGAUUGGCAACGGAAGGUGUUAUUCUCUCAAUUCGCAUCACGAGCAUGAUUGGCAAAUGAUUUACUGAAACGGAAAAAACGAGUCUGGAGUGCCCAGCUCGAAUGACGGAUGGCUUUUGCAAUGUGGCGUUGGUACAAGUACUCCUGGAGGUUGCCCGGUUUUCGGUAGCUGUCAUAGUCGAGGAAUGACCAAGGGGUGUGAGGGUGGACUUGAUGGUUGUAUAUGGGCUGGACUCUACAAGUCAGUACAUACGCUAGAGCAGCAUUGACGAAUACAGAACCGUCACCACCAUUUUAUGACUUGAAUGUAGUGAUUGUGUAGAGCUCAU